This is a messenger RNA of Acanthosepion pharaonis, 624 nucleotides long. The record is from the annotation of a GenBank genome assembly. Lineage: Eukaryota; Metazoa; Mollusca; Cephalopoda; Sepiida; Sepiidae.
AUGACGACGUUAACCAAUCCGAAGACCACCCACUAUCUCUCUCUCUCUCUCUCUCUCUCUCUCUCUAUCUAUCUAUCUAUCUAUCUAUCUAUCUAUCUAUCUAUCUAUCUAUGUAUCUGCUAUCUAUCUAUCUAUAUAUCACCAACACUUUUUACUUCAUACAUUUCCACAUUCCCUGUCCAGGUUCCUCUCUCCCACUUUCUCUUUCUCUCUGAAUUUCUUCGCAAAUUCUACUUACAAAUAAGUGUGCAACAACCUCUCUCUCUCUCUCUCUCUUUCUCUCUCUCUUUCUCUCUCUCUCUCUCUCUCUCUAAAUCUUCGUUCAAAGGAUUCAAGAUUUCUAAAUCCUCGUCUAACGUUACCUUCUUCUUCAUUAUUAUUUUCCAUUUUCUUCUCUUUUCUAUCUCUUUCGUAUUUUUACAUUGUUCUACUUCCUACUUUCUUCCUAUUAUUCAUCCUGAUCUUUUCUUUAUUUUUUCUUUUUAUCUCUUUAUUCAUUAUUUUCCUAUUUUUCUUUCUUUUCUUUUCAAUUUUCCAUCUUACUUCUGUUACGGUUUUCCCUUUUUCCCUGCACUUCCAAAAUCAGUUUCUUUUUCCUCUCUAUUCUUCUUUAGUGCUUAUUAG